This is a messenger RNA of Aedes albopictus (Asian tiger mosquito), 1125 nucleotides long. RefSeq lists its product as uncharacterized. The record is from RefSeq and is a predicted model, not a curated record. The coding region runs from base 1 to 1125 and encodes 374 amino acids. The transcript has a single exon. NCBI's taxonomy places the organism in Eukaryota, Metazoa, Arthropoda, Insecta, Diptera, Culicidae.
AUGGCUGCACAAAGCAUUGCCGAUCACGCUGCAGAAAACGACGUAAUACUGAUUCUGGGAGACUACAACCUUCCCCGCCUGAAAUGGUGUUUCGAUGACGACAUCAACGGAUACCUGACCAUGAAUGCUUCCAGUGAACCGGAACUAAUUCUUGUGGAUUCCAUGUCAACAUGUGGUCUAGUGCAACUGAAUCCUUUUGUCAACUCUAGCGGAAAUUUGCUCGAUCUGGUUUUCUCCAAUUCACCUAACGAUUUCGAAGUACUGCAGCCGCCGCAUCCGAUUUUACCUUCCGACGAUUUUCACCCACCACUCGUCCUGCAGCUAGACACUCGUAGCUCUGUGUUUGCCCAGGUCGUUUCGGAUUCCCACACUCCUGAACUUGACUUCAAGCGCUGCAACUUCGAUGAACUCAAUACCACCCUGGCAUCUGUAGACUGGGAACACUUUCUCAAUGGAAAUUCGGUGGAUGCAAAUGUGGUCAUAUUUUACGACAAGCUUUCCGAGAUUCUAGCUGCGCAUGUGCCUCGUCGUCGAUCUCUCGAUGCAUUGAAAAAAUAUCCUUGGUGGACGGCUGAAUUGCGUAAUCUACGGAAUCGACUGGAAAAGAUGCGCCAUCGUUUCUUUUCCGAUAAAACUAAUGAAAACAGAGACAUGCUCCGCUCUGUUGAGUCUGCGUAUAAUGAACUGCUCACAUCAUCCUACCAAAGACACGUAAGUCGAUUGGAAUCCAACCUGAAACGAAAUCCAACGAAUUUCUGGAAUUGUGUCAAGUCUCAACGAUCUGGUAAUCGUGUUCCGGUCAAUGUGACAUACGGCGAAGUCACGGCCAACACACCCGAGGAAGCCGCAAAUCUGUUCUCCAGUUUUUUCCAAACCGUGUACAGUUCGACGCCCCCGCGACUUUAUUCAGGGUGCUUUAGUCAAGUGCCGUCUUAUAAUGUUCAUCUACCGCCUUUUAAUUUCUCCCAUGACGAAGUACUGCGAGCAUUGACAAUGUUGGACGCUUCAAAAGGUGCUGGCGUUGACGGUCUGCCCCCGUUACUGUUGAAAAACUGUGCCAUAUCGUUGGUGGUGCCUGUAACGAUGUUAUUCAACCCACCAGGGUGCGAGGACGCCAUCUUUUAG